Molecule: messenger RNA, 1038 nt
Organism: Didymodactylos carnosus
Lineage: Eukaryota; Metazoa; Rotifera; Eurotatoria; Philodinida; Philodinidae
Source: the annotation of a GenBank genome assembly
AUGGACUUUUUACGUUUUCAAAGUGAUAAACCGACAAAUAGUGUUAACGAAAAAGCGAAACAUAUUUGGAAAAUGUUAGAUGAAUUAGCCGACAGUGAUCCAAACGCUUAUAAAAACUUUAUCGAAAAAACUUUGAAUGAUGGAAAGGAAUGGAUGGCACCACCUACACCGUUAAUGACAAUUCGAUCGACAUUGCUCAGUUAUCCAAACAUCAGAGUAUUUUAUUUAAAUGUUUUUACAUGGUCAAGAUUACCAUCAUCAAAAACAGAAUCAACGAAAAUAUACAGCUUAGAACCAAUUAAAACCACACACAAUAAUGAAAAUUGCAUAAUUGUCAACGUUGCAAUUCAUCCAGACAUAUUAGAGUGUGAGAAUAAGAAUGAGUUAGAACAGAAAAGACCUCAAAUAAUUAAGGCAACGUUUGAUUUAAUAGCCUCACAAUAUGAUUUGUUAUUAGAUUCUAAUCAAUAUGAAAUACUAACGGAAUGUAAUUGUAUCGGUAAUAAGGAACAAUAUCAAAAUGAAUUUGUAAAACCGUUAAAGAACAAAAAUAAUAAUUCAGUAAAUAUGAACAGCAAUAGUGAUGCGCACGAGCAGCUAUUAGAAAAUGGUUUAAGUCCAUCACUAAUUAAUCAGUUAUCAUCAUUUUCUAUUAAAGCAAGUAGUCCUCCACCACCGCCUCCACCAUCUGAAUGUAAAAUUGCAUCUCAAAAUCCUAAAGUUUUAAUUGAAGAAAUGACUGAUACAAAAUCGGACAACUGGCUAAAACCAGUGUUCACUGAAGAGAUAUUGAAUAAUCGGUUGCUAAUACGUAUUAAUUUACCCGGUUGUGAUCAAGUUAGUGAUUGUGAUGUAACAGUUAAAGAUCAUUUUGUUACUAUCCUAUGCGAAAAAAUAAGAAUGAAACUGUCACUCAAUUUAAAAAAACGAAAUGUUACAGAUUCAAAUCGUUUAACAGCAAAAUUUAUUCGCAAAACUCAACAAUUAGUGUUAAGCGUGCCGGUUGAAAUUAGUCAAGAUACAACAAACGAAAAAUAA